Messenger RNA from Naegleria gruberi, 1158 nucleotides. RefSeq names its product LRR_RI domain-containing protein. The record is from RefSeq and is a predicted model, not a curated record. Gene Ontology annotation, molecular function: small GTPase binding; GTPase activator activity. The transcript has a single exon. Gene Ontology annotation, biological process: activation of GTPase activity; nucleocytoplasmic transport. Lineage: Eukaryota; Heterolobosea; Eutetramitea; Acrasida; Naegleriidae. Bases 1 to 1158 code for a protein of 385 amino acids. Gene Ontology annotation, cellular component: cytosol; nucleus; perinuclear region of cytoplasm.
AUGGUCAACCGAAUCCAAAGUCAAUUUCUAAACUGUUUCGAACAAGUAGAGUUUCACAAUAUGAAAAUUAAACCAUGGUGCAGUAUUCUAAUGAAUAUGAAAAAAUUGAAAACUCUUUCCAUUGCAUACAUUGGAAUGGAUGAAGAGGACAUUAAAUCAAUUUGUAAUAUGAGACAGUUGACUGAUCUUGAUGUUACUGGAUGUUCUAUUGGAAAAGGCCAAGGUGCAUCUACAUUGGUUACAUUUAUUGAUCAACUGCAACAAUUGACUAGACUUGUAAUAUCUUGGAAUAGAAUUGGAAUUGAAGGAGCUAAAGCAAUUAGUCAACUGAAACAAUUAACAGAGCUGGAGAUCAAUCAAAUUGGACUAGAAGGAACUAAAAUUAUUAGCGAAUUGAAUCAGUUGACCAGUCUGAAUAUUGCUAAUAAUAAAAUGGGAAAACAAGGAGCUAAAUAUAUAAGUGAAAUGAAACAAUUGACUAAACUUGACAUUGGAACGAAUCAACUCGGAGUGGAAGGAGUUCAAUAUAUCAGAAAAUUGGAUAAAUUGACUGCUUUAAGUGUCUUUAAUAAUGUCAUUGGUUUCAGGGGUGCUAUGUUAUUAAGAAAAAUGACUCAAUUGACCGAACUAAAUAUCAGUACCAAUGCGAUUGGUGAUGUAGGAGCCAAGUUUGUGAGUGAUUUACCUAAUCUCGCUAUUCUAAACCUUUCAUUCAAUAGUAUUAGUUAUGUAGGAGCUCAAUUUAUUAGCAAAUUACCAAAAUUAACUGAAUUGAACAUGAAUCAAAAUGAUUUAGGUAAUGAAGGAGUCAAAUUCAUAAGUGGAAUAAUUUCUCUGACAAAUCUUUCCCUUCAAACGACUAGAAUUGAUGAACAUGGAGUCAAGUUUAUUUCUGAAAAAUUGAAACAAUUAAGAAUUCUUAAACUUUGUGAAAAUAAUAUUGGUGAUGCAGGAGCCAAGUUUCUAAUAACUCUUGAAAAGUUAACAGAUCUUUCUCUUUAUUCAAAUAAUAUUGGAUACGAAGGAGCAAAAGCCAUUUCAACAAUGAAAGCAUUAACCCAUCUUCGAAUUCAUGGAAAUCCUAUUGGAAUUGAAGGAGCAAAGGAAAUUUAUGAACAACUGAAAGAAUUGAAAGAGUAUUGUCUAGAUCAGUAUUAA